UUCCUCUCGGCCCCCGCAGAUCCCGUGAGCCCCCAAAUCGCAGUCAGGGGAAAAAAGCCCAACCCCUGCAUUAGGGUCCCCUCCCCUCCCUGCAGCACCUGGCCCCCCGAGUCACCCGAUUGGCCGGCGACCCUCCCCAGCGCCCGGCUGCGUUGACGUCACGCUGCAGAGGCCCGGAUGGGGUGGGCAGGCGCGAGCCACCUAGGACGCCGGGUCUGCCUUCGCCAGCACCCGACUCGGCCAGAGGACUCGGGGCUGCUCGCCGCGCUUCUGCUUUGCGCCCCCCUCUCCAACUUGGGGAGCCCCUGCCCCUUGCCUCCCCGGGGCAUCUCCCAGGGGGCCUGCCCCGCUUGCCCCGCACCAUGACCCCCCUGCUGCUGCCCCUCCUUCUGGGGUCUCUGCUGCCCCCCAGCUCCUGCAAUAAAGCUAACAAGCAUAAGCCAUGGAUUGAGGCGGAGUACCAGGGCAUCGUCAUGGAGAAUGACAACACCGUCUUGCUUAACCCCCCACUCUUUGCCUUGGAUAAGGACGCUCCCCUCCACUAUGCAGGAGAGAUCUGUGGCUUCCGGCUCCACGGGUCUGGCGUGCCCUUUGAAGCUGUGAUCCUGGACAAGGCGACCGGGGAGGGGCUGAUUCGGGCCAAGGAACCUGUGGACUGUGAGGCCCAGAAGGAGCACACGUUCACCAUCCAGGCCUACGACUGCGGCGAGGGCCCUGAUGGUGCCAACACCAAGAAGUCCCACAAGGCCACCGUGCACGUGCGGGUAAAUGACGUGAACGAGUUUGCACCAGUGUUUGUGGAGCGGCUGUACCGCGCUGCCGUGACCGAAGGGAAACUGUACGACCGCAUCUUGCGGGUGGAAGCCAUCGACGGCGACUGCUCCCCCCAGUACAGCCAGAUCUGCUACUACGAGAUCCUCACGCCCAACACCCCCUUCCUCAUCGACAAUGACGGGAACAUCGAGAACACGGAGAAGCUGCAAUACAGUGGCGAGAAGCUCUACAGGUUCACAGUGACGGCCUAUGACUGUGGCAAGAAGCGUGCUGCUGAUGACGCUGAGGUGGAGAUCCAGGUGAAGCCCACCUGUAAGCCCAGCUGGCAAGGCUGGAACAAGAGGAUAGAGUAUGCACCGGGUGCGGGGAGCCUGGCUUUGUUCCCUGGCAUCCGCCUGGAGACCUGUGAUGAACCCCUGUGGAACAUUCAGGCCACCAUCGAGCUGCAGACCAGCCACGUGGCCAAGGGCUGUGACCGGGACAACUACUCUGAGCGUGCGCUCCGGAAACUCUGUGGUGCAGCCCCGGGGGAGGUGGACCUGCUGCCCAUGCCCGGCCCUAACGCCAACUGGACAGCAGGCCUCUCAGUGCACUACAGCCAGGACAGCAGCCUCAUCUACUGGUUCAAUGGCACCCAAGCUGUGCAGGUGCCUGUGGGUGGCACCGCCGGCCUGGGUUCUGGGUCCCAGGACAACCUGAGUGAUCAUUUCACCCUGUCCUUCUGGAUGAAGCAUGGCGUGACUCCCAACAAGGGCAAGAAGGAGGAGGAGACCAUUGUGUGCAACACUGUACAGAACGAGGAUGGCUUCUCACACUACUCUCUGACGGUCCAUGGCUGCCGCAUUGCCUUUCUGUACUGGCCCUUGUUGGAGAGUGCCCGCCCCGUCAAGUUCCUCUGGAAGCUGGAGCAGGUCUGUGAUGAUGAGUGGCACCACUACGCUUUGAACCUUGAGUUCCCCACCGUUACGCUCUAUGCCGACGGCAUCUCCUUUGACCCGGCCCUAAUCCAUGAUAACGGUCUCAUCCACCCUCCCCGAAGGGAGCCUGCUCUCAUGAUUGGGGCCUGCUGGACUGAGGAGAAGAACAAAGAGAAGGAGAAGGGAGCUGACAAUAGCACAGACCCCUCACAAGGAGACCCCUUGCUGAUCCACCACUAUUUCCACGGCUACCUGGCUGGUUUCAGCGUGCGCUCAGGCCGCCUGGAGAGCCGCGAGGUCAUCAAGUGCCUCUAUGCAUGUCGGGAGGGGCUGGACUAUAGGGAUUUCGAGAGCCUGGGCAAAGGCAUGAAGGUCCACGUGAACCCCUCGCAGUCCCUGCUCACCCUGGAGGGGGAUGAUGUGGAGACCUUCAACCAUGCCCUGCAGCACGUGGCUUACAUGAACACUCUGCGCUUUGCCACGCCUGGCGUCAGGCCCCUGCGCCUCACCACUGCUGUCAAGUGCUUCAGUGAAGAGUCCUGUGUCUCCAUCCCCGAAGUGGAGGGCUAUGUCGUAGUGCUACAGCCUGAUGCCCCCCAGAUCCUUCUGAGUGGGACAGCUCAUUUUGCCCGCCCAGCUGUGGACUUUGAGGAGCCUGAGGGGGUCCCCUUGUUCCCUGAUCUUCAGAUCACCUGUUCCAUUUCUCACCAGGUGGAGGCCAAAAAGGACGAGAGCUGGCAGGGCACAGUGACAGACACACGCAUGUCUGACGAGAUUGUGCACAACCUGGAUGGCUGUGAGAUCUCUCUGGUGGGCGAUGACCUGGACCCUGAGAGGGAGAGCUUGCUCCUGGAUGUGGCAACCCUGCAGCAGCGGGGACUGGAGCUCAGCAACACGUCUGCCUACCUCACCAUUUCCGGCGUGGAGAGCAUCACAGUGUAUGAGGACCUGCUGCGCCAGGCCCGCUACCACCUGCGCCAGGGAGCUGCGCUCUAUGCCAGGAAGUUCCGCCUCUCCUGCUCCGAGAUGAACGGCCGCUACUCCAGCAAUGAGUUCAUCGUGGAGGUCAGCGUCCUGCACAGCGUGAACCAGGUGGCCCACCCCAGCCACGUGCUCAACUCCCAGCAGUUCCUGCACCAUGGCCACCAGCCGCCCCCUGAGAUGGCUGGACACAGCCUGGCUAGUUCCCACCGGAACUCUAUGGUCCCCAGUGCAGCCACACUCAUCAUCGUGGUGUGUGUGGGCUUCCUGGUCCUCAUGGUCAUCCUGGGCCUGGUGCGUAUCCACUCCCUGCACCGCCGGGUCUCUGGGACCAGUGGGCCCCCGGGGGCCUCCAGUGACUCCAAGGACCCCGACCUCUUCUGGGAUGACUCUGCUCUCACCAUCAUCGUGAAUCCCAUGGAGUCCUACCAGAGUCGGCAGACCUGUGUGGCGGGGGCCCCUGGGGUCCAGCAGGAGGACGAGGACAGCAGUGACUCGGAGGCAGCCGACUCCCCCAGCAGCGAUGAGAGGCGCAUCAUUGAGACCCCUCCUCACCGUUACUAAGGGCCAUGCCCCUCUUCACAUAGGGGGUAAACUCCGUGUUGGUGGGACAGAGGCAUCACCAGAAGAGAAGAGACAAGGACAUUGGGAGACAUGAGAAAUGGAGAGGAAGUCUGUCCUUCCAUCUUGAAAUCCCACUCCCCUCACCCCCAACCCCCUGCUCAUCUCCCUUUUGAGCCUUGGGGCUCUUGAUCCCAAACCCAGGUGGGGGAAGACUUCCACUGCCUUUUCUGGGCCCUGAGGCAGCUCCCCACCCCACCCCCAGCUCUUCCAUUUCUCUGCCUCUUUCAUGCAACACCCCCAUCCCGGUCCCAGCAGUACAUUCACUGAAUUGGGGUACAUCAGUAGCAAUGGCAAGAGCUGGGGGUGGAGCUUAAGAACUGAACCCCUACUCUGCCCUUUCUACCCUUCAGCCCCCUCUUCCAGGGUCCUGCAGCUGGAUCUCCCCUGCUUCUCUAAUGACCCCCCAUCCCUCUUCCCAUUUCACUCUAGGGACCCUUGCUUCUUCCCGUCGCCCACUGCCCUUUCUUGCCCCUCGCCCCUCUCCCCUGGCUGAGGUCCCACAGCCUCCAGAGUGAGCCGAUGCCGGCUCCCCCCUACCCCCCGUGUAUUAUAUAUGAUGUAUAUUUUUUCAUGUCGCCGUGAGCGCAGCCUCUGUGCUGUGUGUGCAGUUCACAGCCUCGUGUGUGCGUGUGGCAUCAUCAUGUCUAGGGCUGGGGUGUGGGUGUGGGUGUGGGUGUGACACUGCACCCAGGGGUUUUCAAAUAAAACAACCAUCCAAAGCUC
This is a messenger RNA of Erinaceus europaeus (western European hedgehog), 4019 nucleotides long. It is a transcript of the gene CLSTN3, whose product is annotated as calsyntenin 3. The record is from RefSeq and is a predicted model, not a curated record. Gene Ontology annotation, biological process: homophilic cell-cell adhesion; positive regulation of synapse assembly; positive regulation of synaptic transmission. Gene Ontology annotation, cellular component: cell surface; postsynaptic membrane. NCBI's taxonomy places the organism in Eukaryota, Metazoa, Chordata, Mammalia, Eulipotyphla, Erinaceidae. Gene Ontology annotation, molecular function: X11-like protein binding; amyloid-beta binding; kinesin binding. The coding region runs from base 363 to 3236 and encodes 957 amino acids. The transcript has 18 exons.